Momordica charantia (bitter melon) is the source of this 1973-nucleotide messenger RNA. RefSeq names its product transcription factor TCP13. Gene Ontology annotation, molecular function: sequence-specific DNA binding; DNA-binding transcription factor activity. The record is from RefSeq and is a predicted model, not a curated record. Gene Ontology annotation, cellular component: nucleus. NCBI's taxonomy places the organism in Eukaryota, Viridiplantae, Streptophyta, Magnoliopsida, Cucurbitales, Cucurbitaceae.
AAUAAGUAUAAGAUCGAGUAGUAGUCGCGCAAUAUUACUUUCUAUCCAACAACUAAUAUAGUAAUCACUUGUUGAGCCUCGUGUUAAUUUCUAAACCCGCAAAUGUCAGACAUCAAUACCCCUAGAAUAAGUAUGGUGGCCUAAGUUUUCUUUUCUUUUAUUAUCAAUGUCGAGGUAGUACAAUUAUCCGAGUCGAUGACGAUACGAGAGCCACGUGGCUGCAUAUGUUCCAUUGCUUUAGCUUUCCCAUGGAGGAUGGUCGGUUGAAUUCCAGCAUCUUCCUCCUCUUUUUUUUUUUUUCUUUUUUCUUUCUUUCUUUCCAAACCCUUCUGCAAAAUAAAAGGGAAGGUUUUGCCCUCAGAAAAAAAAAACCCCAAUAUGCUGCAGCUAAGGCUCUCAUUCGUCUCUCACCAAUUUGGCGACUUCAAUUUCAUCUCCAAACUUGAAGCCUUCAUAUUGCAUCAAAACUACUAAUUCUGAGGGUGAAUUCAGUGCUUAUGCACAAACAUAAUGAUGAGAGACAUAAGAUGAUUACAAAUUCAAGAGAAGAGGAUAAUUCGCCUUCAAAACUGGAAGCUGAUCAUACUGGAAAAGUUAGCAAAUGCAAAUCAUCAGCUGAAGCUGCAGCUUCAUCAAGUUCAUCUCCAUGGCUUAGGUUGAAAGAUCCGAGAAUUGUGCGCGUUUCCCGAGCUUUCGGAGGCAAAGAUCGACACAGCAAAGUUUGCACCAUAAGAGGGCUACGCGACAGGCGCGUAAGGCUUUCGGUUUCCACUGCAAUUCAGUUAUAUGAUCUUCAGGAUCGGCUCGGCCUCAACCAGCCGAGCAAGGUCGUCGACUGGUUGCUCAAUGCCGCUAAGGAUGAGAUUGAUGAACUUCCUCCAUUGCCAAUCCCAUCUGGAACCACCCUCGGCCUCAACUUCCAAUCCAUGUUAGCUCAUACCAACUCGUAUGGAUCGGAAUUCAAAAUUAACCCUCGCGACGAGGGCGAAGAAGAAAGGCAACACAAAAACGAUACACCCAAUUCGUCUCACCCUCCUUCAUUCUCUGCUCUAUUAAACAACGUCGUUGCGAACGGCAAUGCCCCAUUCGGGUAUCACUGGGAGCCAUCAAAUCUUCCAUUCUUGUCGUCGUCGUCUCACCACCCUACGGGAAGCCAUGGAUUCUUUACGUCUCAGGCCGCGGCGGCCGAAGAUCUCCAUAACUUCAAUGUAUUGUCCUUGCCACGCCCAUUGCCUAAUUUGUCUCUCUCAACAGGGUCUCAAAUUUUAGUUUGCCCACCAGGAAUCUCACAGACUUCUCUAGAUCAGCUUGAUCCAAGACAAGUCAAUAAUCACUUGCAAAUGUUCACCUCGAGUUCUCAAAAUUUCUUGCUUCACAAUAAUUGUCUUACAUCUCCCUUGAACUCAAUAAACCAACCACCCAAUAAUGUUAGGCCCUUUCAUUUCAGUAUGGCUCCCAAAUUUGUUUCUCAAGAAAAGAAUAAUGGAGAUCAACCAAAUAAGGAUGAUGAGUUUGCUUCUGAUGAAUGAUACUAAAGACUCUUGGAGUGGAAUUCAGAUCAGCAAUGGAAAAUCUUUGAAACUAUAGAAGAGAGAUCAUGGCAAGAAGUACAAUGGAAAAGGUAUUCUACUCAAUUUGCUGAUUCUUGAAAAAGCUAAUAUCUCAUUACAUUAGAACAAUCAUCAUAUUUUGAACAUUUAAAUUAAUUGCUAGGUUUGAUUGUUUGUUUGUUUUUCUUUUGUUUGGUUACUAAGGUUGUUUAUGGAUUGGAUUAGGUUGGGUCACUUAGACUGUUUUUAAACUAAAUAUAAUUGUUUGAGUAAUAAAUUAAAUUUGUUCAUGAACCAACCUAACCUAGCUGAAAUAUUAUUAGAGUUAGAGCGUGUGGUUAUUUGAGGUUUUCAAGACUUCGUACCAAGGGAGAUAAUUGUACUCACUUUAUAUUAAUAUGGAUAUCCUCCUUUCCUAGCUAA